Molecule: messenger RNA, 264 nt
Organism: Daldinia caldariorum
Lineage: Eukaryota; Fungi; Ascomycota; Sordariomycetes; Xylariales; Hypoxylaceae
Exons: 2
Coding region: 1-264 (87 amino acids)
Source: RefSeq, a predicted model, not a curated record
AUGUCUCUAACAAUCCCAAAAAGGCUCCCGGAAAACGCUGCCCUACCUGCCAGAGCAAGGGCCAAGAAGUCUGGGUCUUGCCAGGACGUGACUGUCCGUACUGCGGAACUUAUGUCGCCUGAGCCGAAUAACCUCAAGCAUGGGCCGACGGCGGGGCUCUGUUCUGCGCAACGACCAUCGCAAUAUCAUUUCUCAAUUCCUUUCUCUGCAUGUUCCAAAGAGCAUGACGAAUCGAUCUUGACCCUGUCCUGGUCGACCGCAUAG